Stegodyphus dumicola is the source of this 1564-nucleotide messenger RNA. RefSeq names its product leucine-rich repeat flightless-interacting protein 2-like. The record is from RefSeq and is a predicted model, not a curated record. Gene Ontology annotation, biological process: regulation of DNA-templated transcription. Lineage: Eukaryota; Metazoa; Arthropoda; Arachnida; Araneae; Eresidae.
UCCCACUAUUGCCGUGUGUAGCUUGCUGAUAGCAAGCUGUAUACCGGCUGUCAUGAAUUAAAAAGUACAUUGCAGGUAUAGCAAAUGCUUGAGUGUGUCCGGAGGACAGGAUGCAAAAUGAAAGAAGGUGUGACUACUUUGUCACGUGAGGCUAUAGCGGUGUCUGGUAGGCUGGAGAGAUGCUGGUCCGAGUUUCAGGCCGAGGCUCGCCUUAAUGCCAGGAGACAAGCAAGGGCUGAGGCUAGAGAAAUCCGUAUGCGGGAAAUUGAAAAACAGCAAAAAGAGGCUGAAGAUCAUACAGAUAGUCAUUAUGAUGAUCAUUUGAACACUGAGCCUUCACGACCACCACGUGGUAUCAGGCAUGAUGGAAGAGAAAGAGAGAGAGCUCAAUCAUAUACUUCUGCUGGUUCUUGCGGUAGUUCCCGCAGGAGUAGUGAAGAAUUCCCUGAGACUAUUGGAAGUAAAGAAUAUAAGCUCUUGACAAAUCAAGUAAUGGAAUUAGAAGAAAAAUUCCGUAAGGCAAUGAUUACCACUGCUCAAUUAGAUAAUGAGAAAACUACUUUAUCAUAUCAAGUUGAUACACUCAAAGAUGAACUCCAAGAGUUAGAAGAGCUGUAUUUAUUAAUUCAGAAAGAUUACAAAAAUGUUUCUCGAUCCCAUGACUUGCUAAACAGGGAUUUCAAGGAUCUCACAAGUCAAAAUGACCUUCUAAAAGAAUGUAUUAGACUCAGGGAUGAGCUUAUAGCUGAACAUGGUUUAGUUUUAGUUGGUGGGGAGGAGGAAGAAGUGAGAGAUGAUGAUGAUGAUGAAUAUGAAGGUGAUAGUAAAAAGAAAACUGAAUCUGAAAGGAAAAAAAAAAUUGCCAAAAUGGCAUUGGUUUCUCAAGAAGGAGCAGACAUACUAAAACAAGCUGGAUCAGGAUCAUUAGAUGUGAGGUUGAAAAAACUUGCAGAGGAAAAACAAGAAUUAUUAGAUGAGAUUUAUCGUCUGAGGUUAGACCUUGAAGAAGAAAGACAAAAAGCAUACAAAUUAGAUAAAUUAUCUUCGAUGAGAUCUGGGGCAAAUGGCCCUGAAAUGAAACUCAUGGAAGUGCAAAGGGAAGCUAAUAAACAAUUAAGUGAUUAUAAAUUUAGACUAAAAAAGGCUGAACAAGAAAUAACAACAUUGCAGAGCAGUGUUUCUAGGCUUGAAGGACAGUUAAAUAGGUAUAAAACUCAAGCUGAAAACUCAGAAACAAUUGAAGAUGAAUUAAAAGCCGAAAAAAGGAAACUUCAGCGAGAACUUCGAGAAGCACAAGCAAGAGUAGAAGAAUUAGAAACUGCUAAUGAACAUCUACAAAAACGAAUUGAUAAACUUAAAACUGUAAAAAAUGUGCUUAUAAAAACAUGAGUGAUGUAGUAAAGCAUUGUGUUUAAAAACAAAUAGUGCCAAUCAAAAAUGUUAUUUCAUCGUGUUUCAUGAAGAAGGAACAGACUGAGGUGUUUAAAUAAUACUUAAAUAAUUUAGUUAAAAGACUGCUUUCACAGUUUCAAGCAUGUGUGAUAAACCUCAUAUUCAAUGAUUA